Molecule: messenger RNA, 1933 nt
Organism: Eutrema salsugineum
Lineage: Eukaryota; Viridiplantae; Streptophyta; Magnoliopsida; Brassicales; Brassicaceae
Product: hexokinase-1
Exons: 10
Coding region: 150-1649 (499 amino acids)
Biological process (GO): glucose 6-phosphate metabolic process; glycolytic process; intracellular glucose homeostasis
Cellular component (GO): cytosol; mitochondrion
Molecular function (GO): mannokinase activity; fructokinase activity; glucokinase activity
Source: RefSeq, a predicted model, not a curated record
AAAAAAAAAAACAAACCAAAACCGAAAACUUGAUCUUCUUUCCGUAGUUUACAGACAACGGAGCUGCUUACGUGGUCUUCUCUCAUUUCUAUACCAUUCACAAACAAGCACCAGCUCAAGUAGAUCGAUCUAGGAAUCGGUGAGGAGAGAUGGGGAAAGUGGCUGUUGGUGCGACGGUUGUGUGCGCUGCGGCGGUUUGUGCGGCGGCCGUGUUUAUUGUGCGGCGGCGGAUGCAAAGCUCUGGAAAAUGGGCUCGAGUGAUUGAGAUCUUGAAGGUGCUCGAGGAGGAUUGCGCAACGCCAAUCGCCAAACUUAGACAGGUGGCUGAUGCUAUGACCGUUGAGAUGCACGCCGGUCUCGCAUCCGAAGGUGGAAGCAAGCUCAAGAUGCUUAUUAGCUACGUCGAUAAUCUUCCUUCUGGGGAUGAACAUGGUUUCUUUUAUGCACUGGACCUAGGUGGAACAAACUUCCGUGUCAUGCGUGUGCUUCUUGGUGGUAAACAAGACCGUGUUGUCAAACAAGAAUUCGAAGAAGUCUCAAUUCCUCCUCAUUUGAUGACCGGCGGCUCAGAUGAAUUAUUUAAUUUUAUCGCUGAAGCGCUUGCAAAGUUCGUCGCUACAGAAGGCGAGGACUUUCAUCUCCCAGCGGGUAGACAAAGAGAAUUAGGUUUCACUUUCUCUUUUCCGGUUCGGCAGACGUCUUUGUCAUCUGGCACUCUCAUCAAGUGGACCAAAGGAUUUUCCAUUGAAGAUACAGUUGGACAAGAUGUUGUCGGAGAGCUUAUUAAAGCUAUGGAAAGAGUUGGGCUCGACAUGAAUGUUACAGCCCUUGUAAAUGAUACAGUGGGAACACUUGCUGGUGGUAGAUACUAUAACCCGGAUGUUGUUGCCGCUGUUAUUUUAGGCACUGGCACAAAUGCAGCUUAUGUCGAACGUGCACAUGCAAUUCCCAAAUGGCACGGCUUACUUCCCAAAUCAGGAGAAAUGGUGAUCAACAUGGAGUGGGGUAACUUCAGGUCAUCGCAUCUUCCAUUGACAGAGUAUGACCACUCACUAGAUUUCGAGAGUCUGAAUCCAGGUGAACAGAUUCUUGAGAAGAUCAUUUCCGGUAUGUAUUUGGGAGAAAUCUUGCGUAGAGUUCUUCUGAAAAUGGCUGAAGAGGCUGCUUUCUUUGGCGACUCUGUCCCUCCUAAGCUGAGAAUACCAUUCAUCAUAAGGACACCGAACAUGUCUGCUAUGCACAGCGAUACUUCUCCGGAUUUGAAGGUUGUCGGAAGCAAGUUAAAGGACAUAUUAGAGGUCCCUACGACUUCUCUGAAGAUGAGAAAAGUUGUGAUCAGUCUCUGUAACAUCAUCGCUAGCCGAGGAGCUCGUCUAUCUGCUGCUGGGAUCUAUGGGAUCCUCAAGAAACUAGGAAGAGAGACACCAAAAGAUGGAGAAACUCAGAAAUCUGUGAUCGCCAUGGACGGUGGACUGUUCGAGCACUACACUCAGUUCAGCGAGUGUAUGGAGAGCUCAUUGAAAGAGUUGCUCGGAGAUGAAGCAUCAGAGAGCGUCGAGGUGAUUCAUUCGAAUGACGGGUCUGGUGUUGGAGCCGCGUUACUCGCUGCCUCACACUCUCAAUACCUUGAGGACUCUGAAACAAGUUAAUUUAAAAGAAAGGCUUCAUCUUUCAUGGCUCCAACAAGCAUGGAAAAAAGGUGAGACCUUUGUGUUUUAUCUUAUGAAGAACUCAUUGUUUGCCUUUAGGGUUUAAACAAAUAAAAGAGAAAAAAAAGGUAAGCCCUCCGGGGAAAUUUUUUUUGUUUAUCAAUGUUCAGGAACAAUAAUAAACCCCUGGAUUCUUCUUCAGGCUCUGGCAAAAUCCAAAAACCAGCCAAUGUUGUAGAACUAUAUAUUUCGAGUUCUAUAUAUAAAUGAUCAUAUUCAUUUUU